UGUGGUAUCAUAAUAAUCAGAGAGAAAUACACUAGAGUGAUUAACACUGUGUUAUUUUUACACUAUAAUGAAAUGGUUUUAUGUGUGUUUUGACAAAACAUGGGCACAACAUAACGGGUACCGAAUUUUAUAUUCUAAAGAGAUUAUGGGAUAGGGAAAUCAUAGCUGUUCAUCGUGGUUAUUACUUCGCAUCUUCCUGUAGUUUUAUUUGGUAUUUUUAUGUUUAAGUUUAUUGAAUAAGUAUCAUGGUGCAUAUAUCCAGUUACGUGUUCUUCGACAUAGAGACGACAGGUUUGCCGUGGCAAGAGAGGAACAGGACGAAAAUCACAGAACUAUGUUUCGUAGCAACAGCUAGAGAAGACUUACAGAAAUCUACGGGUUUCAUACCGCCUGUGAGCAAGUUGACGCUGGCUUUGAAUCCUAAGAGGAAAAUUAACCCAGAAGUAACAUCUAUGACAGGUUUAACUAACGAGUUCCUAACACAUUCACCCACUUUUUGUCAAAAAUCUCGAUCUAUAAUUCAGUUCUUGGAGGAUUUGCCAAGACCAGUUUGCUUGGUGGCCCAUAAUGGCAAUGUAUUUGAUUAUAAAAUAUUCUUAGCUGAAUGUGUGGAUGCCCAAAUCAGUCUGCCAAAUGAUAUUUACUGUGUUGACUCACUUGCUCUGUUUCGCAAAAUUUUAAAACCACCCGAGAUUAAAGUAGUGAAAAAUAAUACACAAGAAAUGUGGCCAGAACUUGAUGUUACACCUGAAGACUGGAAUGAAAUAGAUAAGUUAUGUUCCCCAAUAAAAAAAAUAUGCAAUAUUUCUCUUAAACAGGAAAUGGAGUCUAUAAUUAUUACAGAUGAUGAAGACUCAGAUUUUGAGGAGCAGUUUUUACAAGAGUGUGAGAAGAUUGAGGAAAAAAAGACUGAACUUAUAAAAAAACUAUUUGAUAAUUCAUCUAAAAAAACUAAUGUGAUAUCAUAUGGAAGUAAUUCAAAAGAAAAUACUAAUGGUGGAAAAAAGAAAGGAGAAUUCACAUUAUCAGGAUUGUAUGAAAGGCUCCUAAACAAACAGUUUGUUGAUGCUCAUAGAGCAGAAAAUGAUUGUAUUGCUCUACUCGAGUGUGUUAUAGCCACAAAAGAUGACUUUUUGCCAAUGGCUGAUGACUGUUGUAAAAAAUUAUCAGAAAUUAUACCUUUGCGGCGCUAUUAGAAUACAUUAUGAUAAGAAUUAUACUUAAUUUAUAAGUACAUAUUGUGUAUUGACAAUAAUAAUUUAUACCUAUAUUUAGUCAUAUUGAUCUAUUUUGAAAUAUAAAGCAUAUUUUUUGUAAAAAAA
Molecule: messenger RNA, 1322 nt
Organism: Manduca sexta (tobacco hornworm)
Lineage: Eukaryota; Metazoa; Arthropoda; Insecta; Lepidoptera; Sphingidae
Exons: 1
Coding region: 246-1196 (316 amino acids)
Biological process (GO): DNA catabolic process
Cellular component (GO): cytoplasm
Molecular function (GO): 3'-5'-DNA exonuclease activity; nucleic acid binding
Source: RefSeq, a predicted model, not a curated record